Messenger RNA from Ostrinia furnacalis (Asian corn borer), 2552 nucleotides. RefSeq lists its product as uncharacterized. Lineage: Eukaryota; Metazoa; Arthropoda; Insecta; Lepidoptera; Crambidae. The coding region runs from base 158 to 1834 and encodes 558 amino acids. The record is from RefSeq and is a predicted model, not a curated record. The transcript has 4 exons.
CGUUUGGUGCUGGCCGCUUAUAAAGUCAGUGUUUAAAAAAAAGUGACAUCUUUUUUUCGAAUAGUGUUCUUUAUUCGGAUUUUCGCAGUGACCAGUGUUGUGGUUUGCAGUUGGUUUGCGGUUUUUAAAUACAAUACCGGCAUUUAUUUUGAACAAGAUGGCGCGCUGGUGCGCUGUGGCGGUGCUUCUCGCGCUGACAAUCUGCGCGUGCGCAGCGGAAUCACGGUUCCCGGAGGCCUCAUCAGCUCAGCAGCAGGCGGACGCAGAUGAAAUGGUGGCGAACCUGCUACGUUGGAUUCAGGGGGUCUACCAGCAGAGGAAUAGGAAAGCUCGUCAGUAUUUUGGAGGGAAACCAGAAAAACCAAGACCGUUCGAGCCUGCGUCCUAUCUACCACCAACUGGGUAUCCACCAUCAGGGUCAAGACCCACACCUUCAUACAGUGAAGGUCCGUCACCCUCGUCUCCGUCUUACCAGCCCAGUCAGCCAUCUCCCACUCCUAGCCAGCCGUAUCUCCCACCUAGUCAACCAGAGCAGCCAUAUUCACCCAGUCAGCCUUCUUUCACACCAAGUCAACCUUCUUUCACACCAAGUCAACCAGAUUACCAACCCAGUCAACCUGGAUACCAACCGAGUCAGCCCUCAGAGCCCAGUUAUCAACCUAGCCAGCCUACUUCCCCGUCAUAUCAACCUAGUCAACCAUCGCCAAGUGAUGAGACCCCUUCUUAUGUACCACAACCACCAGAAAAGCCUAUUAUACCAGAAAGCUCCCCGUCGCCUGUGCCUGAUGACGAUGAUGACGACCGUCACCCUCCUCAUAUCCACGCGAUCACUGUGGACUGUGGCAAGGAAAUGAUGACCAUCAACAUCGAGUUUAACAAACCUUACAACGGUCUCAUUUAUUCCCAAGACCAUUUCAAUGAACCUGCAUGUGUCUACGUCCGCGAAAACUCUAAUCAAGUAAAAUUCUCAUUCACCGUUAGCCUAAACACUUGUGGAACCAGAUUCUUCAGUGAUUUCGAAAACGAAGGUCAAGCGUACUUGGAAAAUGUCCUCGUUCUGCAGAAUGAACCAGGCAUUCAAGAAGUGUGGGACCAUAUCCGUAGAGUGAGAUGUUUGUGGGAAGGAAACCUGACUAAGCAGCUGGUGUCUUCCCUCAGCGUAGGAAUGUUGAAUCAGAUUACAAGCAACUUUAGUGGAGACACUGCUAUGGCGCGACUGGACAUCCAAAUCGGAAAGGGACCGUUCGCUCCUGAAGCAAACGGCUUGGUUAAGAUUGGAGAAACCAUGACUUUAGUUGUAACAGUCACAGGCGAUCCUGGCUUCGACAUCUUCGUCAGAGAAUGUGUAGCUCGUGACUCUCAGAGCAAUCACGUCGUUCCGUUGACUGAUAGCAACGGCUGCGUCCUGAAACCUAAACUCUUCGGCGCCUUCCAGAAGACCAGAGAAACAGGGAAUACUGGAGCAUCUAUCAUAGCAUUUGCGUACUUCAACGCGUUCAAAUUCCCCGACGAGAUGGACCUGGUCAUCCAAUGCGACGUGGAGCUGUGCAAGACUGACUGCGAUGCCUGCCCCAACCCUGGAAGCUUAGAGCCUAGAAGAAGAAGACGCGAUCUGAUCCAUAUAGGGAACAGAACUGUUGAGCCUUCGACGACUAUUAGCAAAGGGUUGAGGGUGGUGUUGUCUGAGGAUCUGCCUCCAGAACCAGCAGGUUUCUGUGUGUCACCAUCGGCAGCUUUGUGGGGAAGCGUUCUAGUCUUCCUCGGGUCUCUGCUGACCAGCGUUAGUGUGUCGUUCUGCUGGAUGAGAUCGCAAGGAUCCGUCAAGUUUGCGUAAGCAAUUUGAUUGUGAUGAAAGUGUGAAUGUGUUAGUAUGGACAAUAAGAUACGCGUCGAGAAGAUAUCUAGGCUGAUGAUUUGUUUUCUCAAAUGCGGUCACUAGCUCAUCGAUGUAUUGAAUGUAUGUCUUGAUUCGAAUGUCACAAUUGAUAUUAAAUUGAUUUUGGACCUUCUAAAGAACUAACUGCAUCUUUAUGUAGUUAUAUGUAAUGGGUACGAUUGUACAAUAUACGAGUACCUUAAGCUAGAGUAUAUUAAGCUGGUGACAGUAGAAGCACAAGGAGAAUCUCUAUUUGAUAAAAUAUUGUGCUUAAAAUACUGGUUUUGAUGAUUGAUUGCUAGAAAAAAAUGUGAUAAUGUUACUACCUACAAUGUAAACAUUCUCAUAGGUAAUAUUAAAACCUAUUUAUGAAUGUUAAUACAAACUAAUAAAUAGUGUGAAUGAACAACGAAUUAACAUGGUAUAAAAAUAUACUAUCUGUAAUUUUUGUAGAUAAAACCUAAAAUACUAAUUGCAAACAAAAAUAAUUUAUAUCCUAAGUAUUUCUACCAUUAGACUAACGAUCAACUUAGUUGUAAAGUAUUUAAAUGUUUAAUAUAGAGCAGGAUAGUGUUUUUAACAUUCAUUUAGAGAUUUAUAUAAAUUCUGCUAUUAAUGAAAUAUUUUCUGUAAAUAUUAGGUAAGUUCGACUUAUUGUUAAUUAAUAAACGGUUGU